UUAAGUUUGUGGUGAUGUUGUAGCUAUCUUUUUGCAGGUUAAAGUUCUGCGACUCUUGAGAAUGCUCGGUAAAGACGAGGAAUCAGUUAGUGAGCAGAUGAAUGAUGUCUUGGCUCAGGUUGCAACAAACACAGAAACUAGUAAAAAUGUUGGAAAUGCCAUCCUGUAUGAGACAGUUCUAACCAUAAUGGAUACAAAAUCUGAGAGUGGCCUCAGGGUUUUAGCAAUCAAUAUUUUAGGACGCUUUCUUUUAAACAAUGACAAAAAUAUAAGAUAUGUUGCUCUGAACACACUUUUAAAGACGGUGCAUGCAGACUACAAUGCUGUUCAGAGACAUCGUACUACAAUUCUAGACUGCCUGAAGGAUCCUGAUAUCUCUAUCAGAAGGCGAGCUAUGGAGUUGUCCUUUGCUCUGGUAAACUCUAGUAACAUUCGUGGCAUGAUGAAGGAACUACUGACCUUCCUGGUCAAGGCUGAUUUGGAGUUCAAGUCCUACGUCACCUCAGAAAUUUUCUUAGCAGCUGAAAAGUAUUCUCCAAACAAGAGAUGGCACAUUGACACCAUGAUGAAAGUUCUUACUACAGCUGGAAAUUUUGUUCGUGAUGAUGCGGUACCAAGCCUGAUCCAUCUAGUGUCAACAUCCAGUGAGCUGCAAGCUUAUGCUGUCCAACGGCUGUUUAAGGCCAUGCAAAACGACAUAAGCCAGCAACCAAUGGUCCAGGUAGGUUCCUGGUGCUGUGGAGAGUAUGGCGAUCAGUUAUUUGUCGAAAAUGAAGAGGAUGAAUCUCUCAAUCUCACUGAGAAUGAUGUCCUUGAUGUACUCGAGAGCGUGCUCUACAGCUCACAUUCUACGCCUGCCACAAAGAAUUAUGCAUUGAAUGCUGUCAUGAAACUUAGUACACGCUUUACUGCUACUAUGGAGCGGAUUAAGAAUGUUAUCAACCAAUUUGAAGUGAAUAUGGAUGUUGAACUGCAGCAAAGAGGUGUGGAGUUUGGUUCUCUCUUCAAUAAACAUGACAGUAUGAGAUCUGCUCUGCUGGAGAAGAUGCCUGUCAUGGAAUCUAAACUCUCUCCUGAGCCAGUCACAAAUGGAGAAGUGCCAUCACAACCAGAGGUGGAAACAAAACAAGCUGUGGUGGAACAGAAACCUCCUAAACAAGGGUCUGAAACCCUGUUGGAUCUACUUGGAGGAGGCCCGACACCAGAACCCGCACCCGCCCCAGUCCAACCUCCGGCUCCAGCGGCCUCAUCAGGCGGGGACCUCUUAGAUUUAUUAGGGGAUCUGGACCUAGGCUCAACAAAUGCAGGUCCUCCUCCCAUGAACAUGAUGGCGCCGUCACCAGCAGUUCCUAACUUGUUAGAUGGUGGGGGACUGCUGAAUCCAGCUCCAUCUGGAAUGCCGGCUCAGCUUCAGCUCAAUCAUGAACCGAUCGCUCCUCAGAAUCAAACUCCAAACUUCUCUUCUGGUUUUCCGUCCAUAACAGCCUUCGAAAACAAUGGUUUAAAGAUAAACUUUGGGUUUGAAAAAGUUCCUGGUAAUCCGUCUAACGUAGUGUCGAUCAUGAUGACGGCUACAAACUCGCUCGCUCAACCCAUGACUGACUUUGUGUUCCAAGCAGCAGUACCUAAGACAUUUCAGUUACAGCUUCAAAGCCCGUCUGGUAAUGUUGUACCACCCAACAAUUCAGGCGCUAUUAAUCAAGAAGUCAAAGUAGCGAACCCUCAACAGCAACCAUUACGUAUGAGAAUAAAAGUGAUGUACAAGGUGAACGGAGCUCCCGUCAACGAACAAGGAGAGGUGAACAGCUUCCCCCCCGGACUCUGACGAGCAACCGUCCACCGCCAGACAGGAUUAUAUGUAGAAAUUAUAUUUUGUACGGUAAAUGCUUAUCGAUGUGUAUUCGGCAAUCAUAGGUCUGGCUGUCUGUAGAUUUGUAGAGCUUACACUGUAAGGACUGUAGGGAGUCGACGGAGAAGCGCGGUAAGGAAGGCUUGCCAUUGAUAAAUGACAGAUGUUCAAAUUCUCCCAACUAAUACUGUAAAGAAUGUAUGGGGAUUAGGAAAGGAGAAUUUAUGUGUUGACAUCAGGACCUUAAAAACCAAGUACAGGUUGAAAGUAGCGUUGGUGAUUGUCAAACGAUAUGAUUUCAUGGUACUUCACCAUGUUGCAGUAAAUGUCGACGGCGCUCGAGUCUAAUCAUGGAGACUGUUGUAGCGCUGUCUUGUUCCGUACCUCUACAGAAGUUAGCGUACCGGUUUAUUCCUACUCCUUACACAAAUCACUUUACCCGAGGGGUAUGGGAAGUUUUCCAUGUUCUGAUGCGAACUUCCCCCACCCCUUGCAAUUCAAACGCUUUCACAGCUAUGUGAAAUCAUGUUACUGAGGAGGACUUCUUAGGAGGAAGCUGUCUGGUGGGGGUGGGGGGAUAGGGGGAAUUGAGCGGCUCCGUACGAAAAGUAGUUAGUCUACAGCCAGACCGUAAUGGUUGCUGCUUAUAAUUAGAUGACUAGCAGAGAGAAAGAUAGAAAGAAAAAGCAAGUACACAACAAAGAAAUCGGACAAUUGUAAUUUGAAAAGGAAAAAAUAGUAAUUCCAAAAUGAUGCUUGAAUACUCAUUAAAUGUUUCCGACCACUACAAGGCACACGCGUUGUAUUUUACGGUAAUGUACAAGUUGUGUAUUUGGCGCACUGGACAAUUCAUUCGGCUGAAAAUGCGCAUUCACUGGUUAUUCAUAGCCAUUUAUUCCGUCUCUAGAGUUGUGUGAUAGAUAGUAAAAUGGCUUCCUGACGACCGUUUAAAACUGAAUCCAAAAAAACAUGUGCAUAUGCCGCUUGGUUUGGUCUUCGAUUACUGUUCAGACGCAAUCCCCAUAGCAAGUGAAUGCUUCCACAAGAGGCGGAAAAUUCUGCGUGUGUCUUAAGUAUAGACUAGGAAAACAUAAAUUAGGUGGGUAGAGCCGAGAAAGGUUUGUGUCCAGUGGUCAUGAGAUACAAAUGUAAAAUUGUAGCGCACACGCACAGGUUACUACUUACGUUGGAACUUGAAGAUGACCAUGUAGUCCACAAAGAUCCAGCCGUUUGAUUUCGUGUUACAAUUUCGUGCGAAAUGAAAUUAGUGAUAGCCACUGUUUUGUCUGAAGUUCAUUUCAAGACGUUAUAAAGCCAAGGUAAAUCUUAAGAUAGCGAUUAAUUCGCAGGCAAAAUAUGUCGGUUAGAUUAACCGUCUUGCAGUGGAAGGACUGCGGGUGAUUUUUUAAGUACAGGAUAAUUUUACCGCACAGGUUUCAUGUUUUGGUUCUUGCCAGGCAAG
Messenger RNA from Orbicella faveolata, 3311 nucleotides. Its product is annotated as AP-1 complex subunit gamma-1-like. The record is from RefSeq and is a predicted model, not a curated record. Gene Ontology annotation, cellular component: membrane coat; AP-1 adaptor complex; Golgi apparatus. Lineage: Eukaryota; Metazoa; Cnidaria; Anthozoa; Scleractinia; Merulinidae. Gene Ontology annotation, biological process: intracellular protein transport; vesicle-mediated transport.